AUGGGCUCCGGUCUCAAGUACCGGGCGGGGCUGUGCCUGAUUGUCGCCGUCGUGCUCAUCUGGGUCAUCUCCGCGGAGGUCACGCAGGGGAUAUUCACAAAGUACAAACAUCCGUUUGCAAUUACUUACUUGGGAGCCUCCCUUAUGGUCAUAUAUCUCCCCUUGUCAUUUCUAAAAGACUUUAUAUACAAUUCAAUGAGACAGCAUUCUGGAAACACCGGUGCUUCAAAAAUCACAAGCAAAUCUUCCUUUGGCGGUAGUGCCCCUUUGAAGAAUGGUGAAUUUCAGAAGAUGUUGGAAAUGGAGUCACAGAAAACUAUAGUGAUUCCUGUAGUUGAAGAGACGAAACCACUUAUUUACGGAAUCACUGAAAUUAAUGAUGGCAUCUUGAAGGAGAAGCAGCUUUCCACUAAGGAGAUUGCAACUUAUGGACUGUAUCUUUGUCCCUUGUGGUUUGUGACAGAGUAUUUAUCCAAUGCAGCGCUUGCAAGAACUAGUGUUGCCAGUACCACUGUACUGUCUUCAACUUCAGGACUCUUCACUCUUUUCAUUGGUGUUUUACUUGGCCAAGACUCCAUAAAUGCUGCAAAAAUUAUUGCUGUUUUCAUUAGCAUGGCUGGUGUCGUCAUGACAACUAUGGGGCAGACUUGGGCAUCUGAUGAAUCAGAAGUAGGCAAAUCUGGGGCUACAGAGAGGACUCUUCUAGGUGAUAUGUUUGGUCUUAUGUCAGCGAUCGCAUAUGGUCUGUUUACUGUGCUUCUCAAAAAAUUUUGUGGAGAGGAAGGAGAAAAGGUUGAUGUCCAAAAACUGUUUGGUUAUCUUGGACUUUUUAGUCUUGUUGCUCUCUGGUGGCUUGUCUGGCCAUUAACCGCACUAGGCAUCGAACCAAAGUUUUCAAUGCCCCACUCAGCUAAAGUGGAUGAAGUUGUGGUGGCAAAUGGCCUAAUCGGAAGUGUAUUAUCAGACUACUUCUGGGCUCUUUCUGUUGUUUGGACUACUCCCUUGGUGGCCACCUUAGGCAUGUCUCUCACAAUUCCACUAGCAAUGGUUGCUGACAUGAUCAUUCAUGGUCGUCACUAUUCAGCAGUAUAUAUUCUUGGUUCUGUCCAGGUGUUUUCAGGCUUCGUUAUUGCAAACCUCGCUGAUCGCUUUUCACGUUCUCUAGGUCUAUAGCUUCAUGAAAUAAAACUUGUCCUUAUUAGAGUGUACAUCUGGAAGUUCAAAGUUUGGGUUUGUUAGACAAAGACCCCAGAAAACUCUGGUCUCUAGUUUCAUGCGGAUUGGGAAAUACCAGAAGCACUUCUUUUCCCUUUGCCCCAUGGCCAUGGGGAUGGUGAAUUUUGCCGACGUAUAGUGAAAACCAGCAGAUGGAAGAAAGAUACAGUAUGUUGUAGCAACCCUUCACAACUGUAAAUUCUCUCACCACAGAAUGCUUGUCGAUGUAUACUACCGUGGUUCUCGGCCAUGUCCACAGACUUUGCAUGCUUGCAAAGGCAAUGUUCCUUGAUUCCUUGUCAAUUUGA
This is a messenger RNA of Setaria italica (foxtail millet), 1523 nucleotides long. RefSeq lists its product as uncharacterized. The transcript has 8 exons. Gene Ontology annotation, cellular component: membrane. Bases 1 to 1173 code for a protein of 390 amino acids. NCBI's taxonomy places the organism in Eukaryota, Viridiplantae, Streptophyta, Magnoliopsida, Poales, Poaceae. The record is from RefSeq and is a predicted model, not a curated record. Gene Ontology annotation, biological process: regulation of peptide transport.